Colletotrichum lupini is the source of this 4464-nucleotide messenger RNA. RefSeq names its product AMP-binding enzyme. Gene Ontology annotation, biological process: fatty acid metabolic process. Gene Ontology annotation, molecular function: medium-chain fatty acid-CoA ligase activity. NCBI's taxonomy places the organism in Eukaryota, Fungi, Ascomycota, Sordariomycetes, Glomerellales, Glomerellaceae. The transcript has 15 exons. The record is from RefSeq and is a predicted model, not a curated record. The coding region runs from base 1 to 4464 and encodes 1487 amino acids.
AUGUUGGUGGAUGCUGUUAAUAUGGAUGCGCCGAUGAAGAUGGACAGGAAUCCACCAGGUCAAUUACCAAAAGCUUGCUGCGUCCCUGGUCUUUAUCUCGAAGCGAAAUCGAGCUACAUGCAUUACCUUGGAUUGAUUGAGGCGUUUUCAGCACGGCACCGUACCCGUUCUGCACAGCCUGCCGCCUUCCCGAGUCCCGUCUUAUCGGACCAGGACACGCAAGUCAGCAUCCCGGCGUCAUCCAAGUCGUGGCCUACGGAUACCGCCGCAGCCACAGCCGCAUUCGCAUCUUUUUUCUCCAUCUCACCCGCCCUCUCACCCUCGCCCUCGCCGCCAUCGCCCCCCCUAGACUCUAGAUACGGACUACGGGACCACGAUCGAUCGCCGGAACUCUAUCCAGCUACUCCCCGACUAUCGACGGCCCCAUCUUCGAGGUAUGUUCCUCGUCUGCCAUUACGUCCCCGGGACCCACGCCUCUCUAUUCGCUACCCAGCUCAUCCCUUCACCACCAAAACCUUGACAGGCUUCCUCUCCUUUUCCAUCCAGCCCAGACUUUCCAGACUUCAUUUACCUGCCAGCCCUACCCGCUUGCUGUCACUUAUCCUCAGCAUUGCGCCUCAACCUGCUGCCUCUUGCUCCAUUCACCUAAUCAGAACCACGUCGCAUCCGACUCUAUCUACGACAGCCACUCUUUUCCAAUCCUACAAUCCGAUUCCGUCACUCUUUACACAUAAAUCCGCAAUGCUCACACCUCGAAGAGCCGUCGCGGUCGCCGCGUUCCUCUUAAUCGUUUUCUACCUAAUUUCCUCCUCCCACGACACAACACCUGCUGUCAAGGCACCAGUCGCUGCCUCGAACCAUGAUACGACCGACUCGAAAACGUCCUCAUACACCCCUGCCUCCGCCGACGGCGAGAUUAAGCCCUCUGCUCCCAAGGUUGCGACGCAAAAGCCCAUGAUGGACAUGUCCAAGAUGUCCUUGUACGACAAGCUGGCAUACCAAUACCCCUAUGACCCCGAAACGCGUUUCCCGGCCUACAUUUGGCAGACAUGGAAGUGGACACCUGCUGAGCAACAAUUCAACUUCCGCGAGCAGGAAGCCAGUUGGUCAGAACAGCACCCUGGCUUCGUGCACGAGGUCAUUACCGACAAGGUCGCAGUCAACCUGCUGCGCCUCCUAUACGCGUCCGUCCCCGAGGUUCUCAAGGCGUACGACGCUCUUCCUCUGCCCGUCCUGAAGGCCGACUUCUUCCGAUACCUGAUCCUGCUUGCGCGCGGCGGCAUCUACUCCGACAUUGAUACCUACGCUAUCAAAUCUGCCCUUGAGUGGAUUCCCGAACGCGUUCCCCGGGAGAGCGUCGGUCUCGUUAUUGGCAUUGAGGCUGAUCCUGACCGCCCUGAUUGGAAGGACUGGUACAGUCGUCGUAUUCAGUUCUGCCAAUGGACCAUUCAAUCCAAGCCCGGGCACCCUGUCCUGCGCGAGAUUGUUGUUCGCAUCACUCAGGAAGCUUUGAAGCGCAAGAAGGCAGGCGAGCUGGACAACAUUGCCGACAAGAGCGUUGUCGAGUUCACUGGACCUGCGAUUUGGACCGACGCCAUCUUCGACUACUUCAACGACCCCCGAUACUUUAACAUGAAGAACUCCAAGGGAGCUAUUGACUGGCAGAACUUCACGGGUAUGGAGACGUCCAAGAAGGUGGGCGAUGUGGUGGUUCUCCCCAUCACGAGUUUCAGCCCUGGCGUGCGACAGAUGGGUGCCAAGGAUUACGACGAUCCUAUGGCCUUUGUGAAGCACGACUUUGAGGGUACUUGGAAGCCCGAAGAGCUUCGCCACAUUGGCGAGCAAAACGAGGAUGGAGAAGCAGAGAAGGGACCUCACGGGGUGAAUUGGGAGAUGGGCAGAAAAUGGCCUCCAGAGGCGAACGUCCGGCGAGGCGAAAGGCCGCAAAAGGUUUGGGAACAGCUUGCUACACCAAUUGCAUCGGGGUACCCUCUUUCUCCACUGGUGAACAAACAAUGGAUUCACAACCAUCUAGGUAUCAACCUGCCGACAGCGUGGCCUCGAAACCCGUCGAGGCUGUCACGGCGCGUCAUUCUGCGCCUGACACCCGGCCAAUCCCACAUCGCCGGGUACAACCCCGCACGGGUUCUCCGCAUUAGCUACGCGGGAGAGGAGGAGUGGAAGAGAGACUGGACGGACCGGACGAAGAAGAGGGCCGAGAGUUCCAACCUCUUCUCCCCGCCUUGCUUUGAAGGAUACAUUGUACUUUACCCAGACGCACUCGAAUAUCUCGACGAAUUAAAUACCUUUUUUGGAUUUUUGGAUUUAGUCAAGCACCUUUUUGGUUUAAACCUUUGGGUUACAGAGCCGAGGUUGAGCGCGGGUAAGCUUCAACAACGACAACGACGACAUCUACGGAAGAUGAUGCUCUCGACGGCUGGAUACGUUCGUCUGGCGACGGGUCCCGUGGCGCGGACUACGGCGCGGCGAAGGUGUGCCGGUUUGAGGCCCGGUGCCGUCGUUGCCGAAGUUGGGCAGCGGAGGAGGCUGUCUUCGGGGUAUGAAGGGUUGAGUUUCAGUCUGGGUCCUGAGGAUCUCAUCUCAUCUCAGCUCGAAGAUGAUAAUUUCCUGGAAUUCACAAACUCGCGACCUCACUCGCUCACCUGCAAGACGACACCCCCCCUCCUAACCCAAACAAUCCCCCAGCACUUUUCCCAAAUCGUCUCUCAACACGGCGACCUCCCCGCCGUCACAGCCCGCAGCCCAACCCCAAACUCAUCAUCCGCCUCCCCGGCGGCAACGACAACAACCCUAACCUACGCCGCCCUCGACACCCUCUCAAACACCCUAGCCCACGGCCUCCGCUCCCUCGGCGUCCGCAAAGGCGACCGCCUCGCCGUCUCCCUCGGCAACGGCGCCGAGUUCGCCGCGCUCACCUACGCGGCCUUCAAGCUCGGCGCCGUGCUCGUGCCAUUGAACCCGGGUUUCAAUGCGAAGCAGGUUGGCGCCGCGCUGCGACAUCUGGGCGUCGAAGUGCUCGUCAUUGGCAAGGUUACGGAUCUGCCGUAUAAGCCGUGUCGGGGACGGAGCAACCUCGAGCUACUGAGGACGCUGGUGCCGGAUUUGGAUAAGGGCGGGGGAGUGGUGGAGAGCGAGGUUGUCCCGAGUUUGCGAAGGGUCGUGGUGUUGGAUAAUGCUGGGUUUCAUCCCGAGGUGGAAUUUGCUGGUGGUUUCAAGGCGCUGACGCCGUAUGAGGUUCUACUCGAGUCUGGGGGUGCGACGAGGGCGGUUGUGCCCGAUGCGCCGCUGAAGCCGGACGACACGAUCAAUAUCCAGUUCACGUCGGGGACGACAUCUCAACCGAAAGCGGCGAUGCUGACGCACACUUCGAUCCUUAAUAACGGACACCUCAUCGCGCAGAGGAUGGGUCUGGUGCCAGGUGACAGGAUCGUCGUGCCGCCGCCGUUGUUCCACUGUUUCGGGUGCGUGUUGGGAUACAUGGCGACCGCGACGACGGGGCCGGGGAUCCUGUUCCCCAGUCCGGCCUUUGACCCGUCUGCCACGCUGAGGAUGGUGGCUGACUACGACGCGACGGGACUAUACGGUGUCUCGACCAUGUUUGUCGCCGUGCUGGAGGCGUUGGCGGGCGGCGGGGUGGUGAAGAAGGAGGAUAUGCCAAGGGGUCUGAGAAAGGGCAUCGCGGCGGGGAGUUCGGUGCCGGAGAGUUUGAUGAGAAGAUUGUACGAGGUUCUCGGGCUACGGGACCUGGUGAUUUGCUACGGGAUGACGGAGACGAGUCCCGUGAGCUGUAUGACGGCCCCCGACGACGGGUUCGAUAAGAGGACGGGGAGCGUGGGGAGGGCGAUGCCGCAUACGGCGGUGAAGAUUGUUGAUCCUGCGGACCGGGGACGGGUUGUGAAGCGCGGGGAGAGGGGGGAGCUCGCGGCGGCGGGGUACCUUGUUAUGAAGGGGUACUGGGGGGACGAGGAGCGGACGGCGGAGGUGAGGAGGGAGGAAGAGGAUGGGCGGGUGUGGAUGUACAGCGGGGACGAGGCGCGGAUGGACGAGGAUGGGUAUGUCGAGAUUACGGGGCGGAUCAAGGAUUUGAUUAUUAGGGGCGGGGAGAAUAUUCACCCCCUCGAGGUUGAGAAUUGUUUGUUCCAGAUGGAAGGGGUUAAGGAGGUUUCUGUGGUGGGCGUGCCGGAUGAGAAGUUGGGGGAAAGCGUUGCUGCGUUUGUAGUUUUGAAGAAGGGCUGGAAAGGGGAGGGUGGUGAUGGUGCUGCGGAAGGGGUGAAUUUGAUUACGAGGGACGAGGCGAGGGCUUGGGUUAGGGAGCACCUGUCGAGUCAUCUUGUGCCCAAGCAUGUCUUCUGGGUGGAUGAUUAUCCCAAGACGCCGAGUGGAAAGAUUCAAAAGUUCAAGCUGCGGGAUAUGGCAAAGGAUCUGCUCGAAGGGAAGAAGUAG